AUGCGUGUAGUAAUUAACCUCCUGGGUGAUCAAGUCCGCGAACGCAGCUCUAAGUCGAGAUCGAGGUCAAAGGAAUCCCGAUUCAAGGAAGAGGAGGAUGACAACUUCCGCAUUGUCCGAAAGACGCAUAAAAAACCAAAGAAGAGCGUUAAGGAACGCGGUUCUAGGUCAAGAAGGAGUUCAACCUGUUCAGAAAACGACCGUGGAACUUGUGACUAUCCGAUUUUGACGGUAGUUUUGAGACAAGACGCAGGCGAGAAACGCAGCAGAGGCAGAUCUGGAAGUGGUGAAGGCGGUGGGAAGAUGAGAAGCAGACGGGCAAAGUCGACAUCCUCAAGGACAUCGAGAUCACCGUCGAAGGCUGUGGAGGUGUUUUAUAGAGUCGCCGAGGUUGAGAACGGAAAAGACAGGAGGUACAAAUACUAA
Molecule: messenger RNA, 426 nt
Organism: Mesocestoides corti
Lineage: Eukaryota; Metazoa; Platyhelminthes; Cestoda; Cyclophyllidea; Mesocestoididae
Source: the annotation of a GenBank genome assembly